This is a messenger RNA of Panicum virgatum (switchgrass), 1207 nucleotides long. RefSeq names its product protein DEHYDRATION-INDUCED 19 homolog 2-like. The transcript is spliced from 5 exons. Lineage: Eukaryota; Viridiplantae; Streptophyta; Magnoliopsida; Poales; Poaceae. The record is from RefSeq and is a predicted model, not a curated record. Bases 214 to 873 code for a protein of 219 amino acids.
AGCCGCCCACGCUGCUCGCCCCACUCCUCUUGUCGGUGUCUGGUGUCUCCCUCCCCAUAUCUCCCCCUCCCACCCACCCAACCCGCCGCAAAAACCCUAGCCCCACCCCGCCGUUCGCCGCCGCCGCCGCCCUGCCGCGCGCUCACGCCACCUCCGGCGAGGCCGCCCCCGGGCCCCGGCGCAGAGCACUCCCGCCCCCCCGUCGGCGCCGCGAUGGACAUGGACACGUACGAGCGGCUGACGGCCGAGACCAGGCGCCGCGGGAUGCGAUUCGAUGCGCUGAUCGGGCUGGACGAGGUGGAGGGGAGCGACGACGAGGAGGAGCGGCCGGCGCGGGCCGGGAUGGCGGACGAGCUGCCCUGCCCGUUCUGCGGCGAGGAGCUGGACGCCGUGGGGCUGCUGUGCCACAUGGACGACGAGCACCACGCCGAGGCCAAUGCCGGGGUGUGCCCAAUUUGCACAGACAAGGUUGAUGUGAACUUGGUUAGCCACAUGAGCUCACAGCAUCGAAGUUUCCUGAAGGAUAAGAGGAGAAACCGACAAGGUUUAUCUGGGUCACAUUAUGCAACACUUGCAUUUUUGAAGGAAGAUCCACAUGAGAGGAGAAGUGGAUCUUCACGUGCUGCUCCAGUCAGCACAGUGCCUGAUCCUCUACUGUCCUCUUUUGUUGGUAACUUCUAUGAAGUAGAUUUGCCAAGGGAUACUAAGGUAGAGUCCUUUGAUGAGACAGAGGUGGGAAGAGAUAACUUGGAGCUGAAAGCAGCAGAGAGCGUUGAUGAGCCUUUGCUCCCUGAGGUCAAGGAGGAGCGGACCAGGAGGAGCCAAUUCGUGCAGGGGCUCGUCUUGUCGCUGAUAUUUGACGACAUCUUAUGAAGAGCAACCCAUAAGCCGUUGGAGAAGGCAGCUCUUGCUACCAGCAAACAAGCCUUACACCGAGCACAAGUUGCUGCCGCAGCUGCUGUAACAACUUGCUGAUCUGCAAUUAGAAGAUGGCGCCGUUGCUCCGGGAUAAUUGGGAGAUGAAUUGUGGAUAUGGAUGUUCCUUAGUAUAUGCAUCAUCAUUGCAUGGACAAUAGAGUAUAUGUAUGUAUAGUUCGGUAGCAUCAUUUGACCGGAUUUGUUGGGGGGCCUUGUAUGUAUAUUGGGAGGCCAAAUUAUCGCCGAACUGGAUCCUAUCUAUCAUAAAUCAGCCAUUUGAUCAUGUUUU